Molecule: messenger RNA, 426 nt
Organism: Diabrotica balteata
Lineage: Eukaryota; Metazoa; Arthropoda; Insecta; Coleoptera; Chrysomelidae
Source: the annotation of a GenBank genome assembly
AUGGAAUGUAAUGAAAAUAUUAAAGAUUCUAGGAACCAAGAAAUCUUAACAUAUAUUAAAUGUGAAGGAGAUUCUCUAAAGAAAUAUAACAAUAAAGAAGUUAAAUCUGAAAUAGACGAACACCACUUUGAAAGUAGUUAUGGACAAGAAUCUUUAUUAGAUGAGUAUUGUUCAAAUGAUAUUAAAAUAGAAAACCAUGUGUUAGAAGAUGUAUCUAAUGAAAUUAAAGUUGAAAUAAAAAAAGAACCAGAACACCACUUUGAAAGCAGUUAUGGACAAGAGUCUUUAUUAGAUGACUAUUGUUCAGAUGAUAUUAAAAUAGAAAACCAUGUGUUAGAACAUGUAUCUAAUGAAAUUAAAGAUGAAAUAAAAAAAGAACCAGCGGAUUAUAGCAUUGGUAGGAAACUCAUUUCUCUUCAUUUUUAA